This is a messenger RNA of Poecilia latipinna (sailfin molly), 1822 nucleotides long. RefSeq names its product spermatogenesis associated 6 (gene spata6). Gene Ontology annotation, biological process: spermatogenesis. The transcript is spliced from 12 exons. The record is from RefSeq and is a predicted model, not a curated record. Gene Ontology annotation, molecular function: myosin light chain binding. Bases 416 to 1690 code for a protein of 424 amino acids. Gene Ontology annotation, cellular component: sperm head-tail coupling apparatus. Lineage: Eukaryota; Metazoa; Chordata; Actinopteri; Cyprinodontiformes; Poeciliidae.
GUGACAAAAUGUGAACUUGCAGGGACAUAAACACUUUAGCAAUUCACUGACUUUUAAAUAGAAUUACCUGUUUAACUCGCAAAGAUGAAUAAAGGGUAUUAAACUUUUGCAGCUAUCCAAAACGUAUGAUGCACGGUAAUUUUUGUCAUCAUUUUACUUCCUCCUCGGUUUUGUUAGGCUAGCUGGUAUUAGUUUGAGUUUUACUUUAUUGUUGGUAAAUACAAGACUUCCUAAUAAGCCCGCAUAGAGAUGACUGAUUAUUAGGAUAUUCGAUGCCAAUCCCAGCUGUUACACCGGGAGACACAUUCAGAGAAAGCAACAAAGUGUUCUGAUUUGCUACUUUGUGGUCACGUGACCCCACAUCCGCUCUGUGGCUGUUGCUGUUAUGACAACGAACUUUGGAUGGAGCCGAUGAAUGGUAGCGACGGAGAAGAUGGUCAACUCUCACAAAAAACAGCCCAAGUCCCUCCGAUGUACAGUGUAUCUGGACAUUGGGAAAGUUACAUGCCCAGGAGUCCUCCUUAAAAAAAAGUAUGGCAUCUACAUCAGUGUGCGUAUAAUGGGCCAGUACAAGAAGACUACAUGUUUGCCUCCUGUUUUCCCUCUCGUGUUCAAUCACAGAAUGGUUUUUGUCAAGAAUUUCUCUGGCAUUUUUGACCCUGCUGAUGUAGCUGACCACCUCGAAGCUGACACCACAGUUUUUGAGCUGAUUCAGUUGGUCCCUCCAGAGGGGGAUAUUCUUGCCACAGCGGAAGAAUGCAGCAGAACUUUCCUGUAUCCGGGUCCCAGCCUGACUACCACAGAAGCACCUGCAAAAAGAGAUAUGAUGAUGAACAGAACCUCCUUGUUUCCUGGAAUCUCCCCGAAAGUGGAGUUUGCGACGACGUCAGUCAUAGAGGAGAGUGAUUGGCGAGACAGCUGGGUUCCUUCGCCUACCUGUCGUGUUUCUCCUUUGAGGCCGUGCAAAACCCCGCCUCCGCAAAGACCAACAGAGAGGUUUUCACCGCAAAGCAAAGCAUACGGUGUUGAUCCAGACUGCGUCGUGGUCAAAGACGACUCCAGUCCUCAGACAAACAAGAAGGGCAGGAAACGGGGAGCUUCUGAGGACGCCGGGUACCAACGGCAUACAGUUUCCUCCAGGGCACGAACUCUGUCUCCUUACACGCACCGCAGGAUGUGCGAGCUGACCGAGGAGAGCAGGCAGCGGAUGAGUCACCUCCACCUGGGGCCUCACCACUUUCGCAAGUCAACGGAGAAGCAGCCACCCUUUUUGGUCCCUCGUCACAGUGAAGUCACUGGGAUGGGAACACCGAACUGCAGCAUGCAUCAAAACACCGCCAGUUUCUCAGCUGAUCACACAGAUGAUUUUCUCUAUGGAAGCUACAGACAGAGAGCAGAGCAGAUAGAAUCGGCUUCAGCGAGGCUCCAGGCGUCUCCGGAGACACAUUCCCAUCAUGAACCCGAGAUCAAAGGCCCAGGCUGGACCGAGCUGCGGCGGACCCGGUCCGUCUCAGCUUGGUCCGGCCUGGCAGUGACAGAAUCAGGGAGGCUUCUGAAUGUCAGCAGCUGCUCCCUCAGAGAACGACUUCAGACUCGUCCAUCCUAUGGGGAACAGAUCCACAACCGGAUCCAGAAGAUUCUGCAGACGCACAGAGUCGCCUAUGAGCACAGAUACAGCUGUAACUUUUAAUCCACUGCAUGAGUGUUUAUACAGCAAAACCUAGAUGUUAAUUCUAAUGCAUCCAGUGUUUUUCCUCUAAAUUGUAUGUCAAGGGACAGCAGAGCUAUAUAUACAUAUAAAUAUAAAUAUAUACUAGUAAGG